Messenger RNA from Zingiber officinale, 540 nucleotides. RefSeq lists its product as uncharacterized. Gene Ontology annotation, biological process: negative regulation of abscisic acid-activated signaling pathway. NCBI's taxonomy places the organism in Eukaryota, Viridiplantae, Streptophyta, Magnoliopsida, Zingiberales, Zingiberaceae. The transcript is spliced from 2 exons. Bases 1 to 540 code for a protein of 179 amino acids. The record is from RefSeq and is a predicted model, not a curated record.
AUGUACAUAUAUAUCUCUACCAAUCUGGAAUGCAAGGCCAAGGAUGCCGGCGAUGGGGUGUACCCAAAGUCGCCGGUCCUUGAGCUCGACCUUUUAGGCAAGCUCGGAGCAAUCAAGGCCGAGCCCGCUUCGCCAAAACCCGCGCCGAGAGUGUUCGCGUGCAACUAUUGCCCGAGGACAUUCUACAGCCCUCAGGCUCUUGGUGGCCAUCAGAAUGCUCACAAGCACGAGCGAAACCUCGUGCCGCAGCGGAAUUUCUGCAGUACGGCUCGCUACGUACAAGUGCGCUCCGUGAUCCACAAGCCAUACGGUGCUUCGGCCGCAUCCGCCGCUGCAGGUGGGCUGUUGUACAGGCGCCACAACGGAUAUUUGCCGUUCUACGCUGCAGCGUUUCCGGCGGAGGAUAUUCAAACGCGAAGCCAGGUUUCGCUCGCGCUUGUGAGCAUUCUGAUGGCCACGGAGAGCCUGAGGGCUGGAGAACGUCCUCGGGCAGUAGUUGCACGUGAACACUCUCGGCGCGGGUUCUGGGCUUGUCCUUGA